CAGCAUUGCAAGUGACUCCACAGUGACUGGGCUGCUUUUGCAUAGUCCUAGGAAUUGACAAGCCGGGCGCUGUAAAAUGCCGCGAUUAGAGCCCAUCGAUGAGCGCAAUGCUUGCACCCUUUCCGGUUCAGUGCUUUACUCGUGGCGACGAGCUCGUCCUCGACGCAAAACAAUGUCUAGAGCCAGCCUGCCCAGCUCGAGCGCCACCUCAGGCUCGAGCUUAGCGUACCGCUGGGUCGCUGACUUCCACAAGGCUGCCACAGAAUACGAACGGAGCAUUCUAGAGGUCACCGCCGCGCUGAGGGCAAUCGGCGUGGAGCCCAACGCCCGGCCGCCUGCUCUGCGGCCGCCCGACGAGCCGCCGGCGCCGGGAGCCGCGGGGCCGGCCUCGGAGCCAGGCUCUUCGGCAUCGUCAGCGCCGGACGUCGGCCGCAGCCCUCAGAGGAAGUGGGUUGACGACUGGGCGAGAUUCCGCAAGGCCACGGAGGCGUACGUGGUCCAGUUGAGGGAGCAGCUCCAUCAGGCAGAGUUGCGCGCCCUCAAGGAGCAACAUCAGGCACAGUUGCAAGCUGCUGAGGAGCGGGGGCGGGCUCAGGCGCAGCGGGAGGCGGCUGCGGCAGCGCUGGCGGCGCCGGCCCCCAAAUGCUGGUGCUGGCCCUGGCGCUGAUGGCCCCCCGGCCCCAGGUGGCUGCAGGCCAGACGAACCCGCUGUGGCCGCGGGAGCUCCCUACCCCCUACCCGCCUUGGUGCCCUCCCCCCCACCGCUGGGUAUCGUGCCGGCCCCGCUGGCGCCCUGCCGGGCAGCGCCCCUGCCCGCUGGCGCUCCGCUGUCCAUGGCUUCGCGGCGACGCCCAACGGGUGGUGGGAAUGGCAUGCGUGGCAGAUCAGGCCGUGCGAGGGACGGGCGCGGCGGAGUCAGGAAUGGUGACGUGUUGCUGAGGCGACGUGCGGCCCACGUGCCGGCGAUGGCAGUAUCAGCGGUGGCAGGGUGGGGCGUGGGGCGGCUGAGGUGGCUGAGUCUGGCCGCAGCCGUGGGCAGUCUCAGGCUGGCUGCCUGAGCAGCAGUGGUGCCGCGUGUACUUUGCACGUGCGGUGUGCGGCGCGGCAAUCCUCGCAACUACCGACAGUUUAACUGACACACGGGGAUCACAAACGGGCUUUCGCGCAACUGCCAGCGAACAGGGGCGGCACGUGGCGUGGCGGUUGGCGCGCGGCGCGAGUGGGAGUGCGUAGUUGGACAGCGAGGCGUGUGGGAAGCUGCAACAGAGUACGGCGGGGCUUGGCGGAGGCUGGCGGUUGGCGCGCAGCGCGAGUGGGAGUGCAUAGUCGUGCGCGUGCCGUUUGGGAAGCUGCGUGUGCGAUGGGACAGUGGUAAGGCAGGUUGGUAAAGUCCCGUAGGGUGCAGCUGAUUCCCAGAACCCAGCAGAUGGCAAACAAUUUGCAACGGCAGGGCAGGAGUACGCGGCCGGUCGAACGCCGGAGUUACUGUACCGACGAG
This is a messenger RNA of Chlamydomonas reinhardtii, 1498 nucleotides long. RefSeq lists its product as uncharacterized. The record is from RefSeq and is a predicted model, not a curated record. Bases 173 to 667 code for a protein of 164 amino acids. The transcript has 2 exons. Lineage: Eukaryota; Viridiplantae; Chlorophyta; Chlorophyceae; Chlamydomonadales; Chlamydomonadaceae.